Drosophila hydei is the source of this 965-nucleotide messenger RNA. It is a transcript of the gene 140up, whose product is annotated as RPII140-upstream gene protein. Lineage: Eukaryota; Metazoa; Arthropoda; Insecta; Diptera; Drosophilidae. Gene Ontology annotation, cellular component: mitochondrion. The transcript has 4 exons. The record is from RefSeq and is a predicted model, not a curated record. The coding region runs from base 71 to 856 and encodes 261 amino acids.
CCGGGAACAGCUGUUUGUACCGUUGCAUGUUUUUCUUUUCUUUUUUUUGUUAUUUAACGCUGGACUUCACAUGAGUUUUUUAAGAAAAGGCGGUCGGUUCUUGAUUGCCGGCAUUCUGCCGGGCAUUGACCACAGCGCAAACGAUAUUGUCGACAAAGAAAGCAAAACUUACAAAUCUUUCUUAGAGAAUAGGCCCAAAGAUGAAACGGGCCUGGAGCGACUCAAGCAAAUGUUUACCGUGGAUGAAUUCGGCAGCAUAUCCACAGAGCUCAACUCCAUAUACCAGUCAGGCUUCCUCGGUUUCCUUGUAGGAGUCGUCUAUGGAGGUAUUACACAAUCACGAGUCAGCUACAUCAACUUCAUGGAGAACAAUCAAGCGACCGCAUUCAAAUCGCACUUUGAUGCCAAGAAAAAGCUGCAGGAUCAGUUUACGGUGAAUUUCGCGAAAGGCGGCUUCAAAUGGGGAUGGCGUGUCGGUCUCUUUACCACUUCCUACUUUGGAAUAAUAACCUGUAUAUCUGUCUACCGUGGCAAGUCGUCAAUUUAUGAGUACCUAGCAGCGGGCUCCCUAACUGGCGCCAUCUAUAAAUUGAACAUGGGUCUGCGUGGCAUGACCGCUGGAGGCAUAAUUGGUGGCUUUUUGGGUGGCGUCGCUGGUGUGGCAUCGCUGCUGCUAAUGAAGGCUUCGGGCACCACAAUGGAAGAGGUGCGCUACUGGCAGUACAAAUGGCGCGUGAAGCGAGAUGAUGACAUCCAGCAAGCCUUCAAAAACCAGGCCGAAAAAGAUGCGCCCGAACUAUUCACCGCGCACGACAAGCGCGUGGGCGAUACGGUAACAUUGGAGUCGGUCAAGUGAAGCAUCUCAAUGUAACUUUAGAUAUCGUUUAUUUAAAUAAUAAAUUGCAAUAAUGUCCUUGAAAUGGUGUACAGACAAUACAAUUAAGGAAGCCCAAGUUGGCCACUGC